CACUGCGUCAAAAGUGAGUCGUGUUGAAAGUUAAAACAGCGUGCUUAUCAAGGGCCGUAACUCUGAACGACUAAUAUGUACAUUAAAUGUUAUGUCUUAUAAAUAUCAUUGUGGUGUAUAUAUAUAUAUUUAUAUUGCUGACAGUUGUUUUCCGCUGCCAGAUAUAAAUAUACAUGUAUACAUACAUAUAGAUGGAUGUCUAAAGAGACUGAAGGCUGCUUGUCUCGCUUUUCGAAAAGUUAAAACUGUUUAUUUAUUUUUUAAUUAUAAUUAUCCGUCCCCCUUCUAUUAAUCACUUUGAACCGAACACCUUUGUAAAUAAUAUAUUUGUGGACGGUUACAUUGGCUCGUAAUACAAAGUUAUUAUGUGUUAUUUUUUACCGUUGGCACCAUUAGUAUCUGCUGGUAUUAUUAUUUUAGCUGUUUACGUUUUACUGUCAUCAACAACAACGUCAUGGAUUCUGCUAAUUGCCUCAACAACGACAACCAAUUUGAAAUACCUGCUUCAUUGCCUGAUAUGCCACCAAAAGUCCCAGCUACUAAUACUACAGACAGCGAUUCCGAUUUGCAGUAUGAAGACUGCCAAGCUUUCCUUUUGCCAUCGGCAUUUGUGGUACCACAGAUAAGUUUGCAAGAUUCAAUAUCCUACGAGAGUACAUUGCCAGCAUGUAUCAAAUACGAUCCAGUUCCUUCGUUUGGAUGCCAUGGAAAGAAAAGACCAACAGAUGUAUUCAUUCUAAAAGAAAACCUUGCUGGCAUUGCAUCGCCGAGAGGUAAUUUGAAUCCUUGUGCUAAAGAAUUCAAGCCAUCCACUAUGCCAGCAUCGCUGUAUGCCAAUAUAGCAGCAACCCAACCAGCUUUGAAACCAAAAGCCGGCCAGAAAAAGAAGAACAACAGCAGUAGUGUCACAGCUCAAUCCAAAUCUGAUGAAGUUCUUCGGAAGCGAAUUCAAUCUCUGUUGCAAUCAAAGAAAAUUAUUAUCUUGAUGCGUGGAUGUCCUGGGAGUGGCAAGUCUACGCUAGCAAAAAAGCUUUUAGAAUGUUUACCAAAGAAUAAAACAGCAGCCAUUUUAUCUACAGAUGACUAUUUUAAAGAUAAUCGCAACAAUUACCGUUUUGAUGUUGAGCAAUUAUCAGAUGCUCAUACCUGGAACCAGAGAAGAGCCCUAAAUGCAAUGAAAGAGGGAACAGAUUUGGUUAUUAUCGACAACACGAAUGUGACCUUGUGGGAAAUGGAACCCUAUGCUAAUUAUGCAAAAGAAAAUGGUUAUUUUCUUGAAAUUCUGGAGCCGAACACAGCAUGGAAAUUCAAACCCCGAAAACUAGCCGCUCGAAACACUCAUGGUGUCAGCUAUGAUAAGAUUGUCGACAUGCUGAAGAAAUACGAAGAAGUGACAGUCCAUCAACUCUUAAGAAACAAAAAGGCACCUAAAACAAGCUCUCCUGUGAUAAAUGCGGUGACAAGAGCAGUGCAGAAGGAAAAUAAGAGAAACUAUAAAAGAAAUCGGAAAAGACACCGCUCUGCCAAUAAUGGUGAGAAUAAACGGAACAAGAACCAUGGCAUCAGUGAAAGCAGCGAAACAACCUGUGAUGGAAUGGAUGUGAGUCUAUCUUCACCUCUCAGACCAGAUUCUUGGGGAUCAGAUUCUUACUGGGAUGAACCCCAGCUGCCGAAAUUGGGAAGAGUUGAAAAUUUAUCUGAUUCCGAAUGUACGGAUUCCUCUCAGAGUAAUUCCGUUGAACCAUCUUCAGAUGAAGAGGACAUAGAGCAUUUGGCAUCGUCUUUUAGUUUCGUGGAUCUGGCUGAGAACACCAUAACUUCAGUUACGGAUUCUGCAGAUGUGUGUAGUAGUUUAGAGAUGCUGGCAUUGAACUGUUUAUUAAAAGAUGGCAUUGAUGAAAACUUAGAAGUAGCUGACAGAGCCAUAUUAGAAGCGUGUCAGAAGAAGGACGAUUUCUUGCAACAAAUAUUCCAGAUUAGAUCUCAGACUGAUGAAAUAACACAAAGUGGGCCAGAUUUGGAACAGUCUGGGACAGACAUUGCUCCUCAGAUAUCUGACAAUUCGGAAGCGGAGCCAUGUUUGUCAGACUCGGUUUCAGAUGAAGAUGGUGCAUUUUAUGUUAAUUAUUCCAUAAAAAUGGAGUUUUUGACGUUAUUAGCGCAGUUGUUUGGACCACUUGAAGAACUCGAAAACAAAGUGCCUGAUAAAGAGGGGUUUAUUAAUACGAAACUAUCAUUAGAACAUCUGUCUUCUUUACAUAAGACUUUAUCAGAAAUUUGUCAAUCAAAAAAAGAUGCUAAAAAUAGACGAAAUGGUAAUUUACCACUUUCGGAGUUUGCGGACGAUGCAACAGACUUCCAGGAAGUGCCAAACAUACCAUUAUCAUCAUCUGCCACCCCUGACUCACUUUCGCAAAUCAUGAGGGAACAACAGGAGGGUCAGAUUGAACUCGAACUAAAGCUUCAGAGAAACGAUCCGGUCACUGUGGGCAAACUGCGAAAGCUUUGUUCGGAGUUUCCUGGUUACGAUCCGAACAUCAUUGAAACCAUUUUUCAGGACAAUGAUUACAAUUACACAACAACUCUUGCUUUCUUAAAUGGUUUCCCAGAAAAGACAAGCUUGGAUAAUAAAGUAUUUUCAGAUUCGCCACAGCAGUGUGUCGUAAGACGAGCGAAUACACCAAAAAUCUAUUCUAGAAACCGUUUCCUCAACUGGAUCCAGGUUCCUAAAGUAGAUUAUCAAAACCAAAUUGAUUUUUAUAAAAAGCGUCUUUCUGAUUCUACUGUUAAGAAACACCUGUACAACAGACAAUGUUUAUCGUUAGCCAAAGAAUAUAAUCAGUCACAGGCUAGCAUGUAUAAAAAGGAGCUGUUGAAAGCAGAGUUAGGCUUGUUGAAGCAAGAAGUUGCACACUCGUUGACUCCUGAGUAUUACAACGUUGUGGAUUUACAUGGAAUGAAGAUCCAUGAAGCUGUUGCCAUCACAAAACAAUGUCUACACGAUUAUAAAAGAGCUUUAGACAAUGGUUACAUGAUGAAGAGAAACCUGACAAUAAUCACAGGGAAAGGAUUGAACAAUGUCGCUGGGCGCUCUGUGUUGAAGCCACCGAUUCUCUCCUACAUCAAGCAAAGUUCAUUCCGGUUCCUCGAAGACGAUGGUUCCAUCAAAGUAUUUUUCUGAAAUUGCACAUUUUGUUUUUUUACCUGCUUUCUUGAUGGUUCUGACCUUUACACUUACUUGAAACCCAUACUUUUUGAUGGUUGAAACCAUUGUAUUUACCAAAGCUGUUUUCCAUGGCUCUACAUGGCACUCUGAGGAAACAAUUUCUGGCAGUUCUUUUGGAGUUGCUGAAUGCGAAACUCACAACAACUGUUUCCUAAUGAGUCUUGAACUUCAAACCCACACAAAUGUUACACCUGAAGAUCCUUAUUAAACUCUUGGAAAGUCUCGCUUCUGAGAGUGUUUUUAACAAAUUCUUGGUAACUGUCCCUUUUUGAUAAUCCUUGACAAGAAAUUCUUGGAAAGAACACCAAACCUUUGGAAGCUUACUCAUGAUAGACUUAGACACUAAACUCUUGGAAACGGUCACAAUUGAUAGUUCUCAACAUUAAACUCUUGAAAGUCUUUAAUCUCAAAUUUUGUGAAACUGUUACACCUGAUAAUUCUUCAACCAAAUUCUAGGAAUCUGUUGCUUGUGCUUGACCUCAACAGCAAACACUUGGAAAUUCUUGUUCUGAGAAUUCUAAACAAUAAACUUUUGGUAGUUGUCACUUGAUAAUCCUUGACAUCAAAUUCAUGGAAAUUGUCACCUGUGAUAUUGGACUCGGAAAACCUUUGGAAACUUCAAAAUCUCGGAGACUGGCUGCUCUCAAAUGUUCCUGACAUUCUUGAAUGUCUUUGAUCUCAGACUUUCGGAAACUAUCAAUCUCAUUGGAUUUACAAUUCCUGAUGAUUGUAGAAAAAAGAAAAAAAAAAGAAAUCAUGGUCCAAGUUAACAAACUCAUGGAAAAACCUUUAUUGUUGAUCAUGCUUUAGUCAUCAAACAUGGAACUGCUUUGCCACUCUUAAAGAUCAUAGAUAUUUAUUCAUCCGGUCAAUUAAUAGGAAAAUUCUUAGUUUUGACAGACCUGCAUUAUUAUUAUUAUCUAUUUAAUUAAUUUAUUUAUUUAAUUAACUAAUUAUUCUUCAGGCAGCAAACUAGUAGAAUGGUUAGCAUUGCCAGACAAUAUGCUUUGUGGCAUUUCUUCUGUCACUCGAUUUUUUGAGUUCAUAUUUCACCAAGGUCAACGUAAAUGAGUGACCCCUCCCCUCAAAAUUUCAAGCUGUGUGUCUCUAACUGAGGCAGCAAGGCGGCAGAAUUGAUCGCAUUCUGUCCAGCAUUAUGUUCAGAGUUCAAAUGCUGCCAAGGUUGACUUGGCUUGUUAUCCCUCCAAGGGUUGAUAAAGUACCAGUUGAAGACUGGGGUUGAUGUACAUCGACUAACCUUAACCCCCCACCCCCUCAAAAUUUCAGCUCUUAUGCCUAUGACAGAAAAAAUCAUUACUAAGGGAGCAAGCUGGCCAAAUUGUUAGGGAACUGGACAAAUUGCUUGAUGGCAUUGAGUUCAAAUACUGCCGAAGUCAACUCAUCUUUUUGGGGGUCGAUAAAAUAAGUACCAGUU
Molecule: messenger RNA, 4661 nt
Organism: Octopus bimaculoides (California two-spot octopus)
Lineage: Eukaryota; Metazoa; Mollusca; Cephalopoda; Octopoda; Octopodidae
Cellular component (GO): nucleus
Molecular function (GO): endonuclease activity
Source: RefSeq, a predicted model, not a curated record